CUACAACUGGAAAUUCUACAAUGGCGUCUACUCCAAAUCUUGAUGUGAUCGAAAUCCAAAGGUUAGCUCAGCUAUAAUCACGGUUAUAUUCGCGAAACGUGACAUUCGGGAAAAUGAUAGCUUCCCGUGUGUUGUGGUGGCUGAAGUUAUGAAGUUCUGUUAUCUGUCCGUGGCUGUCAGAUUACGUACUUUAGGUUAUACGACGUACUAGCUGAACAUAUUUUAAAUUGCGAUUGUCGCUGCAUAAUGCUAUUCUCAAGAGACUAUGUAUUAAUUAAAUGAAAAUGUUUGGUCAAUUAGAACUAGAUAGGCUAAUUGGCUGUUUUAUUAUUGCGUUCAUCUUAACCUGUACUACCCUUGCUAACGAUGUGAAAAUCGAACAAUUGACCUUUUGCGGAGAGGCAUCAUCCGAUAAGCCAUCCAGCAGUCUCGUGUUCAUUAGUACAUUGGAUGGCAAAAUAUCAGCAUUGGAUGCUGCUGGUAAUGGAGAAGCGAAAUGGACCUUGGAAAUAGGCGACAGUCCAAUGAUAUCAUCUAACAUUCAUCGACGAGAAUUGAACAACAACGGCCAAUGGGUGAGACUGAUUCCUUCGCUAAAUGGUGGGCUCUACAAAUUUGAUGGGGAAAAUAUCGAAGCGAUACCUCUUAAUUCUGACAAUCUCCUUCAGUCAUCCUUUCGAUACACCGAUGAUUUAGUAUUCUCGGGAGGAAAGGAAACUAAAUCUUAUGGUAUAUCGACAUCCACUGGAAAAAUAUUAUAUGAAUGCAAUAUCAGUGGCUGCACUAAUAAAACAGAUGAAACUGACCGAAUGGAUGAAGAAGUUCUGAUUGUUCAACGAUUUCAGAAGACUGUUAGAGCUAUUGAACCACGCAGAGGUCACGAAAGAUGGAACUUCAGCGUGGCGCAACACGUUCUAUCGAUAGUUCCACAUGAUAAUAUAGAUUGUCAUGACAAUCCCCGUCUACCUGUGAAAAUGGAUCUUCAAUUCGAUUUGAAAGUUAUUGUGCCAGAAGGGCGCAUUAUGGCUACUGACAAACAUGCACCUGAUGUGAUACUGUGGCAACAUAAGUUCAAUUCGCCAAUCGUGAGCAUAUGGCAGGCGGACCACUCUGCGAAUCCUGAGAGUCGUGAGGUCUUGAAACAAGUAGAUCUAUUUAGUAGUACCCAAUGGCUUUGGGGUAGCGAAUCUUCACUGAGCCCUAGUAUUUACUUGGGCAUGCAUGACAAGCAACUUUACAUUCAGGAAAGUCAAUCACUUAAUAAAAUGCUAGAGACGUUGCAAGAAAGUGUUGUUCAAACGCCGAAAUUUCCAUGGCAACCCUAUCCUGCUAUAAGCAAUGCAGUAGCUACUGUCAAGUCAGCAAAGGAAUAUCAGCAGAUUACAGAAUUAACGGCUGAGUCACAGACUACAGCUAUUUCCGUUUUGUAUGGUUCGGAGUAUGUCAAUGGGAAUGGAUUCUACCUGUAUACAGAUACUGACUUACAUGCAAAAGAUUCUAAACAAUGUAAUACUAGUAGUCCUCAGUUAGAUGAGUCGUAUGAUAAAAUUGAGGAGCCAUCCCUUACAGAUUACUUAACGGAGGCAGAUGAUACCCCUGUACGAGUGAUCAUAGUAUCAUUAUGGUACUGGUGGAAAGAGGUGGUGAUAAUAUCGAUCACGACUGCAGUAAUCUUGAAUUUCAUGCUAACUCAACGGCUUUUGAAUGCUACAACCGCCACAAGGGAGGCUAUAGCACCGCCAUUAAUUGUAGAACGGCACAUUGAAACUAAAGAGGAUGACACGAGACUACAAGGGGAUGGUACCACAGAAUUUAAAUCACGUUAUUUGACUGACUUUGAACCAAUUGAUUGUCUUGGAAAGGGUGGAUACGGAGUUGUCUUUGAAGCGAAAAAUAAAAUAGAUGAUUGUAAUUAUGCUAUCAAAAGAAUCGCUCUACAAAACAGCCGAGACUCGCGUGAACGAGUGAUGCGAGAAGUGAAGGCAUUGGCAAUGUUGGACCACCACAAUAUUGUGCGUUACUUCAAUGCUUGGCUAGAAUGUCCUCCAAUGGGAUGGCAGGAGAAACAUGAUCAAUGUUGGAUAGACAAGCAGAAGUUUCCACAUUCUGAAUUUUCUUGUGGAUUGUCCCAUGCGACUUCUAAGCCUAGUGAUUCAGUUUGCAUCGACGUACCUCACAGUAAUCCGUCAUCUAUUGACAGUGCAUUUGAAGCGUAUAAACUAGAUGACCACGGAGAUAAUAGUGAUUCUUUCAUUGUAUUUGAGAGAUCGAAUUCCGGUGGAUUUGAAGAAAGUGAGAAUAUUAUCGAUCUUACUAAUUGUGAUAUGUCUUCUGAGAGUACAAGGUCGAAAAAAGAUACUAAAGUCGAUUUCACCAGUCAUACGGAUACUACUAAUACAGAUUUGAUCAUUGGAGAUCAUGAAGAUGAAUCUAGUAAUGUUAACGUGCUUGAUAAAAGUAACAAAAAGCGUUCAUCAUUGGCGAAUUCUGAUAGUAAAUCAAGAACCGCCAAACGGAAAACAAUCAAACUGUUUCUUUACAUACAAAUGCAAUUGUGCCAAAGACUGAGCUUGAGAGAAUGGCUGAAACAAGAAGUAACGCCUAGAGAUACACGGCGCAUUUUAAAAAUUUUUCAGCAGAUUGUCGAUGCUGUUGAAUACGUCCACCUUCAAGGCCUUAUCCAUCGGGAUUUAAAGCCUUCAAAUAUAUUUUUUGCAUUUGACGACAAAAUAAAAAUUGGAGACUUUGGGCUAGUAACAGCGAUGACCUGUAAUGAAGUGUGUAAUGUUGAAGCAGGGUCAGAUAUGAAUAAUAUAUCAAGCAGUCUACACACUGCACGGGUCGGAACUCAUUUGUACAUGUCUCCUGAGCAGAUGAGUGGCCAAGUGUAUGAUUACAAAGUAGAUAUUUAUUCAUUGGGAAUUAUUUUCUACGAACUCUUGGUUCCUUUCUCAACAGAAAUGGAGAGAACAAUUGCUCUAAGAGACUUGAGGAAAAUGAUUUUCCCACCAGAUUUUUCUAAAAAACAUCCUGCGGAGUAUAACUUACUGACAAUGAUGCUGGAUGAAAAUCCGAAAAAACGACCAACAACAUUGGGUAUCAAGGCACGAGCGCCAUUGGCAAACUUAGAAAUGGUCAAUAGUCUUGAUUUAGAUAAAGAACGUUGGCACUUCGAUUUACCCCAAAUAAGCAGACAUUCCUCAGUUACAAGUAGUUCCAGUGGAGAUUCUUGGGAGAAUAUUAAUUGACCUCUGGAAGAUCAUAUAGAUAGACUUGUGACACUAAACAAUGUUGGGUGAGUUGACCAAAAUUUACAUAUUUGCCAGACGUGAAUUUUAUUUAUUUAAUUUUCUUUCUUUCUAUCAAACUCUUCUUUUUAAGUAUGUGAUCAUAUGCAGUAUGUUAACGUCAAGAUGAUGUUACUUAUACACUCUAUGUAUGUUGAAAAUACAAUACUGAAAUUUUAUAAUUUAAGUUUUCACACAUUGAUGUCCUCAUUAGCAAAAUUCCGUUGCAAAACUCGUGUCUUGAAACCUCGAAUUAUUAUGACCCAGUUUCUUAUCAAUCGUUCGAUAUGGGAGAAAUAACUUCAUUUUAUUGGUAGGUACAAGUACUUGAGGAGCACCAUUGUCUAUGCGUAUAUAUUUUUUCUUAAUGAAGCUGUGCUAGCGUAUUUCAAGUUUCAGUCAAUUUUUUUUCUGUUUUCAUUUAUAUUUCUAUUCAUUUUAUUGUUAGUUUGCUUUCAGUGAGUCUACUGUUUUACCUAAUUCAUCUAAAUUUUCCUAAAAAAUAGGUGGAAUUAAUUUUGAACAUAUAGUUGAAUUCAUGCUAACUUGAUAACGUGUACGUAUAUGGAGGUAACCCGUUAUUAUAUUUUCGGAUUGUGACCGUAAUCAGUUUGGUUGCAUGUUGCAGUUCCAAGCGUUAAUCUAUAUAUCUAUCACCGGCAACAUACCUCCUUCAAUAUUAGUUCAUUAGCAAGUAUAAAUCAUGGGAUCACAGAAAAUUGAUCUCAAAAUUGGUGUAUGAUACAUAUUUUUUCUAUUGCAUUCCAUGUAAUGCAUUCGUUCAGAGCAAUUAGAACAAGAACGCAUGUGAGGUAUUGCCUGUCAUUUUAUAUAUGAAACAAUGAAUAAAGGAUCGUUGAAACUUA
Messenger RNA from Athalia rosae (coleseed sawfly), 4153 nucleotides. RefSeq names its product eukaryotic translation initiation factor 2-alpha kinase (gene PEK). Lineage: Eukaryota; Metazoa; Arthropoda; Insecta; Hymenoptera; Athaliidae. Gene Ontology annotation, biological process: protein phosphorylation. Bases 279 to 3248 code for a protein of 989 amino acids. The record is from RefSeq and is a predicted model, not a curated record. The transcript is spliced from 13 exons. Gene Ontology annotation, molecular function: protein binding; ATP binding; protein kinase activity.